Molecule: messenger RNA, 1575 nt
Organism: Sesamum indicum (sesame)
Lineage: Eukaryota; Viridiplantae; Streptophyta; Magnoliopsida; Lamiales; Pedaliaceae
Product: phosphoenolpyruvate/phosphate translocator 1, chloroplastic
Biological process (GO): transmembrane transport
Cellular component (GO): membrane
Molecular function (GO): transmembrane transporter activity
Source: RefSeq, a predicted model, not a curated record
AUCCCAUUUCCACAUAUAUAUACACACAUUUUCCCAUACUGAUACUCUCACUUACACUUUCCGCCCGCCUUUCUUCCUCUCUUUCAUUUUCUCUCUCGAUCUAGAGGAAAAAUGCAGAGCUCGGCUAUUGGAUUCUCCCCUUCCCUUUCUCUCUCGGCCAAUCCUCGCAGGCUGUCAAGGAAUGGAUUCAACCACCUCUUGCUAUCCCCAUCGGACCGAUUCUUUUCCAGCUAUGCUUCGUCUCUGUCUAUUGCGUCAACUUCUUCUUCGCGACGGAAAUUAAGCGUGAUUGGAUGUUCUCUCAAGCAGAGUGGGUGGGUUGCGAGCCUGACUCCUGGUGGUUCGGAGACGGCAUCAGAUGGUGUAGUGGUUCGGGCUACUGCAGAGAGUGCGGAGGCGCCGGAGAGCCCAAAAUCUAAGAGCUUUUCGGAUACUUUGGUGCUCGGAACUCUAUUCGGGCUCUGGUACCUUUUUAAUAUCUACUUCAACAUCUAUAAUAAGCAGGUUCUCAAAGCUUUUCAUUACCCGGUUACAGUUAGUCUUGGUCAAUUUGCUGUUGGGACUGUACUUGUUAUUGUGAUGUGGACCUUCAAUCUCUACAAACGGCCUAAAAUCAGUGGUGCCCAGCUCGCCGCAAUAUUUCCAUUGGCGGUGGUGCAUACUUUAGGCAACCUCUUCACUAAUAUGAGUCUUGGAAAAGUUGCCGUCUCAUUCACUCAUACAAUCAAAGCUAUGGAGCCUUUCUUCUCAGUUGUCCUCUCUGCUAUGUUUCUGGGCGAGUUUCCUACAAUAUGGGUAGUUUCAUCUCUGGUACCGAUUGUUGGUGGAGUCGCUUUGGCAUCACUGACUGAGGCCUCUUUUAACUGGGCUGGUUUUUGGAGUGCAAUGGCCUCAAAUUUGACAAAUCAAUCCCGUAAUGUCCUUAGCAAAAAGUUUAUGGUUAAGAAAGAGGAAUCCCUGGACAACAUUACUCUAUUCUCCAUAAUUACUAUAAUGUCCUUCAUCUUGAUGAUACCGACUACAUUUUUUAUGGAAGGCAUCACGUUCACACCUUCAUACCUCGAAGCUGCUGGGGUGAAUGUCAAGCAAGUUUACACUAGGUCACUCCUGGCAGCUCUCUGCUUCCAUGCAUAUCAGCAGGUUUCGUACAUGAUAUUGCAGCGUGUAUCUCCUGUCACCCAUUCUGUGGGAAACUGUGUUAAGCGAGUGGUGGUUAUCGUCACUUCUGUUCUCUUUUUCCGCACACCAGUUUCACCAAUUAACUCUCUUGGUACUGGAAUAGCCCUUGCUGGAGUUUUCCUAUACUCGAGAGUGAAGCGUAUUAAGCCGAAGCCAAAGACGGCUUGAAUUUCUCGUGUUAGAAAGUUUUCGUGCAACAUUUUGUGAUAUAGAUUAGAAGCUACUGUUGAAAACUCUUGGUGGUGUGUUAGUCAAGACAGGGUAUAUUUGUGGGCUGAAGCCGCGUUCUUCUGUCAGUUCCGGUUGCUUCAGGUAUUGGCUUAUUCUUUAAUGGAUGUCCAUAACUAGUUGUUUUAGAUGAAUUUGACAACGUAAUAUCAAGUUUUCUUCCCAGCA